AUGAUACAUACUAUACUCAUAUAACUGCAUGUCCAUACUCCAUAGUGUAGUUUGUUAUUGGAGCUUGCGCGUGCCUGUUACUUCUAAAUAAAAAUACAUAAUGCUCCUUCUAAUAUGGACGGGGGUGUUACUUGGUGUGCUGUACUUGUACCUACGUCAAAUAUAUUCAAGGUUCACAAAGUAUGGAGUGAAGCAGCGAGACCCCGUACCUUUGCUUGGGAACAUGUUGCCCAUUUUGCGGAGAGAGUGUCACUUCAUUUACCUGAUAGAGGAUUUGCAUAAACGCUUCCCAGAAGAAAGGUUCUUAGGAAGAUAUGAAUUUUUGAAUCCGGUCGUUGAAAUACGUGACCUGGAAUUAAUAAAAAAGAUAACAAUAAAGGACUUUGAACAUUUCCUAGACCAUCGUGGCUUCACGGAUGCGGAGGUGGAACCUUUAUUUGCAAGAAAUCUGUUUACAUUGAAAGGGGAGGAAUGGAAAGACAUGCGGUCAACAUUGAGUCCAGCGUUCACCAGUUCGAAGAUAAGAGUGAUGGUUCCCUUCAUGGAGGAAGUAGGAAACCAGAUGGUACGCGUUUUGAAGAAGAGGAUUGAAGCUGCGGAAAGCAAGGCGAUAGAAGUGGACUACAAAGACCUUACCACCAGAUAUACGAACGAUGUUAUUGCAUCCUGCGCGUUUGGACUAAAAGUUGACUCCCACACCGAUGUUGAUAAUAAAUUCUAUGAGAUGGGACGAAUUGCUUCCUCCUUUAAAUUUCGUCAAAUGCUCAUGUUUCUUGUGUAUAGCGCUUGCCCUAUACUUGUUAAGUGGUUAAAAUUGACGCUGUUUACAAAAGCAGUUACAAAAUUCUUCACUCGGCUCGUGUUGGACACAAUGUAUAAUAGAGAGGCCAAUAAUAUUAUACGCCCAGAUAUGAUACAUCUAUUAAUGGAAGCAAAAAAAGGAAGACUGACUCACGAUACCAAUGCGAAGGAGAAUAUAAAAGCAGGUUUUGCUACAGUGGAAGAAUCUGCAUUAGGCCAAAAUAACAAUAAGAGAGCUUGGGCAGACAACGAUCUCAUCGCUCAAGCGGUUCUCUUCUUCAUAGCUGGUUUUGAAACAAUCUCUGUCUCUAUGUCAUUCGCGCUGUAUGAACUAGCUAUUAAUCCCGAAGUUCAAGAAAAAUUGGCAAAAGAAAUUAUGGAGACUGAUGCGAUGGCUGAAGGGAAAUUGGAUUAUAAUGCGAUUCAGAAGAUGUCAUAUAUGGAUAUGGUGGUUUCAGAGGUUGUAAGACUGUGGCCUCCAGUUGCGUCCUUAGACAGAAUUUGUACUAAGGACUAUAAUUUAGGAAAACCAAACAAGGAAGCCACUAAGGAUUAUAUUAUUCGCAAAGGGGAAGUCAUCGCUAUCCCCGUGUGGGCAAUACACCACGAUCCCCAAUAUUUCCCUGAGCCUGAGAAGUUUGACCCAGACCGAUUCUCGGACCACAAUAAAGACUUGAUCAAGCCUAUGACCUAUAUGCCAUUUGGAGUUGGCCCCAGGAACUGUAUAGGGUCAAGAUUUGCUCUAUGUGAAUUGAAAAUGCUGAUAUAUCAUAUUCUUCUACACUUCGAAUUAUCUCCGUCAGAGAGGACUUCAAUUCCCGCCAAAAUUUCUUCAGAAUCUAUCAACAUGUGGAUGGAAGGAGGUCAUUGGUUGAAUUUUAGUAUACGACAUUCGUCGUCGUCAUAAUAAUAACAAACAGUUUUGGUCAUGGAAUCUAUACCUAGUUUAUAUAUAUUAAGAAAAAAUGUUUAAACGUUACGUAUAGUAUAAGUAAUAUCUUAAGAAUAAUGUUAUACAAUUUACAGGUUUAGAAAAACAAAAAGGCAUUACUAUUAUGUUUACAUAUUAAAAUAAAACAACAUGAUUUUGAAAAACAAAACAUUUUUAUUCCUUUUAAGAUAGCUGAUGAAUGAAAUAGUGAAUUUCACUACUAUUUAUAUGAUAACCGGAUUUUAGUUACUAUCGAUGCUUAUCAAUAAAUCGUUGCUAAUGCA
Messenger RNA from Zerene cesonia (dogface butterfly), 2016 nucleotides. Its product is annotated as cytochrome P450 9e2-like. Lineage: Eukaryota; Metazoa; Arthropoda; Insecta; Lepidoptera; Pieridae. The transcript has 11 exons. Bases 101 to 1708 code for a protein of 535 amino acids. The record is from RefSeq and is a predicted model, not a curated record. Gene Ontology annotation, molecular function: iron ion binding; heme binding; oxidoreductase activity, acting on paired donors, with incorporation or reduction of molecular oxygen.